Messenger RNA from Stegastes partitus (bicolor damselfish), 3152 nucleotides. It is a transcript of the gene btbd3a, whose product is annotated as BTB (POZ) domain containing 3a. The record is from RefSeq and is a predicted model, not a curated record. The transcript is spliced from 5 exons. Bases 274 to 1677 code for a protein of 467 amino acids. Gene Ontology annotation, cellular component: cytosol. Gene Ontology annotation, biological process: cerebral cortex development; dendrite morphogenesis; neurogenesis. Gene Ontology annotation, molecular function: protein binding. NCBI's taxonomy places the organism in Eukaryota, Metazoa, Chordata, Actinopteri, Pomacentridae.
GGCAGGGCUGCGGUCCUCAGUCCUGGUAAACAAAGCUGCGCCGCUGGGCUGCCGGACGGCCGAAUCCCGCUCGGUUCGGAGGGAGACACGAUGAUAAAACCCUCCGGUUGACGCUACACUGAGCGGAACCUCCGGUUGCUACCGAGCGAUACCGGCGACAGCAGCUCAGAAGAAGCAGCGCGCCUCUUGACUCCGGCCAGACCUCCAGGAGCAGCGGCUCAGUCCGGGUCCCCGGUGCUGCCAUGACCCGGCCUGCGGUCUGACAGGAAGAUAAUGGCUGCGGAGCUGUUUCCCACUAAGAAGCUGGUUCCGUCAGCUAGCAGCACCACGUCCAUCCAGCAGUACCAGCAGCAGAACCUGACCAACAACAACACUGCGGCGGCCGCGCACGGCUGCUGCAACUGGCAGGGCCUGUACCCGACCAUCCGAGAGAGGAAUUCAGUCAUGUUCAACAAUGAGAUGAUGGCAGAUGUUCACUUUGUGGUCGGACCACCCGGUGGGACGCAGCGAGUCCCAGGACACAAGUACGUUCUGGCCGUCGGCAGCUCCGUGUUCCACGCCAUGUUCUACGGAGAACUGGCCGAGGACCAGGACGAGAUCCGGAUCCCCGACGUGGAGCCGCCGUCCUUCCUGGCCAUGUUGAAGUACAUCUACUGCGAUGAGAUCGACCUGUGCGCGGACACGGUGCUCGCCACACUCUACGCCGCCAAGAAGUACAUCGUGCCUCACCUGGCGCGCGCCUGCGUCAACUUCCUGGAGACGAGCCUGAGCGCCAAGAACGCGUGCGUGCUGCUGUCGCAGAGCUGCCUGUUCGAGGAGCCCGACCUGACGCAGCGCUGCUGGGAGGUGAUUGACGCGCAGGCCGAGCUGGCGCUGCGCUCCGAGGGCUUCUGCGACAUCGACGCGCAGACGCUGGAGAGCAUCCUGCGGCGGGAGACGCUCAACGCCAAGGAGAUGGUGGUGUUCGAGGCGGCGCUGAGCUGGGCCGAGGCCGAGUGCCAGAGGCGGGAGCUGCCGCCGAGCAUCGAGAACAAGCGGCUGGCGCUGGGGAAGGCCAUCUACCUGAUCCGCGUCCCCACCAUGGCACUGGAGGACUUCGCCAACGGAGCGGCGCAGUCCGGCGUGCUCACGCUCACCGAGACCAACGACAUCUUCCUGUGGUACACCGCCGCCAACAAGCCCGAGCUGCUGUUCUGCACCAAGCCGCGGAAGGGCCUGUCGCCGCAGCGCUGCCACCGCUUCCAGUCGUGCGCCUACAGGAGCAACCAGUGGCGCUACCGCGGCCGCUGCGACAGCAUCCAGUUCGCCGUGGACAAGCGCGUCUUCAUCGCCGGCUUCGGCCUGUACGGCUCCAGCUGCGGCUCGGCCGAGUACAGCGCCAAGAUCGAGCUGAAGCGCCAGGGCGUGCCCAUGGCGCAGCGCAUCAUCAAGUACUUCUCGGACGGCUCCAGCAGCACCUUCCCCGUCUGGUUCGAGUACCCGGUGCAGAUCGAGCCCGACACCUUCUACACCGCCAGCGUGGUGCUGGACGGCAACGAGCUCAGCUACUUCGGCCAGGAGGGCAUGACCGAGGUGCAGUGUGGGAAGGUCACCUUCCAGUUCCAGUGCUCCUCGGACAGCACCAACGGCACCGGGGUGCAGGGAGGCCAGAUCCCCGAGCUCGUCUUCUACGCCUGAGCCGGACGCCGCCUCACCGCCGGACUCCAGACUUGACCUGAAGCUGCAGAGUCCUGGAUCCUCCUGGACCCACCGCAGAGCCUCCAAGAUCAGAGCACACAGACCCUGCAGCCUCACAGGUCCCACAGGCAGCAGGCCGGUUCCACGUGUCUCACGGGCGUCUCCACUUUGUCAAAGUUACAAAUCCUAAUUUCUGAGGAGAGCGUGUGUUUGUUGGGGACUACUUUCAGCAGCGGAUUAAUCCACACAUUUACAAAAUCACCUGAUUUCUCUUUAGCCUUCUGAACUCCAACCAGCAGGUUUUGGGGCUUUGAUUCUGUCUCAGGUUCCUUCACUCAGGUUCAUGUUUCAGCACAAAGUCCUGCAGCUCUGAGGGACCAGAACCACAUGAAGGAGGAGACAGAACUCAGAGACGUCUGCUGUCAGCAGGAUGUGAGUCAACGUCAAAGUGGUUGUGAUUGAAUGUUGGAUUUCAAGCUCAGAGAUGUUGAUGUUUCCUGAAGGUGGUUGAAGGACCAGCAGGUCUCCAGCUUUGAUAAAUGAUUUAUUUUAAAGAUAACUUGUCUUUGGGGUUCAGAAGGUUAAUAUUCGCCUCAGUGUGUGAAAGGAAGCAGCCGUGUUCAGAAUCUGUUUAAUCAUCUGCUGAUUGAAGAGACGUCCAGACGGUCGAGGUGUGACCGAAGACAAUCAUCUGUGUUCUGUCGACGUUGUUUCAGCUCCACGUUGGAUUUAUUUCCAGAUGUUCAGCCGUUCAUGUAUUAUAAGCUGAUGGAGCAGCAGUGUUCUCACAGCCGGGGCGGCGUCAGGAAGUCGCUGCAGCGUCCAUUCAAAAGAAAAGCCUCAAACGAACACAGACCUGCACCGCCUGACUUCUGCUUCGUUUAACCGGCCUGAAGGAAAAACCGGAGCAGAAUAAACCUGCACAAACACGUCACGUCAUCAGAUUAAAGUCUGGUUAGAAUCUAGUUAAAAUAACGAGAAAGAUGACACAUCAUGAUAAUCUGACAUUUUAUCUUGAUUAAAUAAUAACGCUCUGUAGUUCUGGGUUAAUAUUAAUGUUUGUUUUUUUUAAUCACCACAUAAAGAGUCAAAUUUAAUAUUUAAAAACAGAAAAUAUCUGAUGAAAAGACUUCUGAUGAAUGAGAUUGAAUCAUUUCACACCUAAUCAGGAGCUAACCGUAGAAGAUAUUACACAUUCGUUUCAUGUUAUCCUUAAAAAACAAUCAGUCACGGUCCUCCAUCAGCACCGUAAACUACCAGUGAGUCCAGUGAGUCCAGUGGGUCCAGUGGGUCCAGUGAGUCCAGGGUUCUCGUGGGAGGUUUCCGUGGAGAUAAACUGCUCAGUUGCAGCAUCUCAGUUUGUGGCCUUAUUAAAGAAAGCUCUUAUUUUGUAGGAGGAGGACCUGGGAGGCUGUAGAACGUGUUUCCUGUGCAGAUCGUCGCUCUGAAACAUUCCUGCUCCUGCUGAAGGACUU